This is a messenger RNA of Salvelinus fontinalis (brook trout), 1599 nucleotides long. RefSeq names its product protein AMBP-like. The record is from RefSeq and is a predicted model, not a curated record. The coding region runs from base 13 to 1062 and encodes 349 amino acids. Lineage: Eukaryota; Metazoa; Chordata; Actinopteri; Salmoniformes; Salmonidae. The transcript has 10 exons. Gene Ontology annotation, molecular function: serine-type endopeptidase inhibitor activity. Gene Ontology annotation, cellular component: cell surface; plasma membrane.
CAGAAAGACAGAAUGCAGCAGGUUGUCGUACUGGCGCUCCUCUUGGGCCUCGUUUGCCUCCUCCAUGGAGUGCCCGUGCUUCCCGAACCUCUCUUCCCCACACAGGAGAACUUCGACCUGACUAAGUUCAUGGGGAAGUGGCAUGAUAUUGCGGUAGCGUCCACCUGCCCCUGGAUGCAGCGCCACAAGGGAGAUGCAGCCAUCGGAACCCUGGAGCUGCAGGCCAGCAGCACCGGAGACAAAGUCAGCAUAACAAGGAGCAUGACAAAGCACGGGAUAUGUAAGCAGAUCUCUGGUGAUUACGAGCUGACCAACACACCUGGAAGAUUCACCUACCACAUCGCCAAGUGGGCGGCUGAUGUUGAUGCCUAUGUGGUUGACACUAACUAUGAUGAGUACGCCAUCGUCAUGUUGAGUAAACAAAAAACAGGAGGCGAGAAGACAAAGUCUGCCAAGCUAUACAGUCGCACCAUGGAACUGUCGCCCACUAUCCUGGAUGACUUCAGGAGGCUGGUGAGGGAGCAGGGCAUGGCUGACGACACAAUCAUCAUCAAACAGAACAAAGGGGAGUGUGUACCAGGAACAGAGCCUGUAGCAGCAGCACUGAGAGCCAAGAGGAACAUAGUCCUCCCUGAGUUGCCCGCUGAGGAGGGUUCUGGUGCCGGAAUCAUGAUGUUCAGGAGUAAAGAGUCCUGUAACGCCGAUCCGGACGCAGGUCCCUGUUUCGGGACAGUGCAGAGGUACUUCUACAACUCCACCAGUAUGGCUUGUCAGCUGUUCACCUACGGAGGCUGCAUGGGCAACCAGAACAACUUUGUGACCGAGAGGGAGUGUCUCCAGAGCUGUCGCAAUGAGGCUGCCUGUAGACUGCCCAUGGAUGCUCAGCCCUGCACUGGACAGCCCAAGAUCUGGGUCUUCCACUCAAACUCUGGUCUCUGUCUGGAACAUAAAAAGGACUAUUGCCAGGUCAACAGUAAUAAGUUCUACUCCAAGAGGGAGUGUGAGGAGUACUGUGGGGUGAUGAAGGAUCCAGGAGAAGGGGAGUUCCUCAAAACAAACUAAAGGAGAUGAGAACACAGAACGUACAGCACAGAUCAACCACAGAACGUACAGCACAGAUUAACCACAGAUCAACCACUGAACGUACAGCACAGAUCAACCACUGAACGUACAGCACAGAUUAACCAAAGAUCAACCACUGAACGUACAGCACAGAUUAACCACAGAUCAACCACUGAACGUACAGCACAGAUUAACCACAGAUCAACCACAGAACGUACAGCACAGAUCAACCACUGAACGUACAGCACAGAUUAACCAAAGAUCAACCACUGAACGUACAGCACAGAUUAACCACAGAUCAACCACAGAACGUACAGCACAGAUCAACCACUGAACGUACAGCAGAUUAACCACAGAUCAACCACUGAACGUACAGCACAGAUUAACCACAGAUCAACCACUGAACGUACAGCACAGAUUAACCAAAGAUCAACCACUGAACGUACAGCACAGAUCAGAUCAAUAUGUUGAUCAACAGUAACACACUAUGGAUAUCAUACAUUACCAUAGAGCACAAUAAAAUGAUGGAUGAACUUG